AUGAUUAGAGUAAAACAGUAGAAAUAUGUAAUAGGUCCAAGAUUCCUUAUCAAAUUAGUAGAGGAGUAGCCCAAUCUUUCAAAAUAAGGAUUGUACACUGAAUCAUUCAAACUAUCAGGAUCAUAGUCAAAUACGAAUGAGUUUAUUUUUUCCAUGUCAAAAAACUAGAAGCUAGAAACAUCUAAAACAAAGCUGUAAAAUAAAGCCACAUUCGCUGGAGUAUUGAUAGACAUCAAAGGUAAAUGA
Molecule: messenger RNA, 246 nt
Organism: Stylonychia lemnae
Lineage: Eukaryota; Ciliophora; Spirotrichea; Sporadotrichida; Oxytrichidae
Source: the annotation of a GenBank genome assembly